CACUUGGUUUGUGGAUUGAAGCUGUGGGGAUUAUUUAAAAGGGUUAUCAUAUUUUCAGAAAAAGUACAAUAAGGUCAGUGUAAAACUAACUUUGUUCCUUCGGUGAGUCCCAUCAUUUUUCCGUUCUACUUUUGAAAAUAUCCAUGUAUUCUGAAUUGAUAUGCUCCAUAAGAUUUUAUUCUUCUUCAAAUUACCUUUACUAACAAAUCUUAUGAUUUUCCUUAGACCCAUUUCCAAUUUAAUUAGUGUCUUUGAUAACCUGGCCACAGAGACCCGUGACUCUCAAGUGCUAUGUUUAAAUUUGAGAUGCGGUGCAUUAAUUUUAUCCACCCGGCCAUUGGUGGUCUAUGACUCGCCAUGAGGUAGUUGCUGAUAUGUGAUUGUUGAUUAUCGUUGUGCAAUUAUCCUUGACGUCAAUCUCGUACUAUCCAUUUACUUUUGUGGAUGGAAUACCGGCUCGGCAUGGGUUGUUGCCGAGAUUGAUGCUUCGAUGCUGAACUUAUUGAGCUGCUCCGUUGACUCACUUGCGCUACGUGUUAAUUUAGUCGACGUGCAUUACUCAUU
This is a messenger RNA of [Candida] anglica, 564 nucleotides long. NCBI's taxonomy places the organism in Eukaryota, Fungi, Ascomycota, Pichiomycetes, Serinales, Debaryomycetaceae. The record is from the annotation of a GenBank genome assembly.